Heterotrigona itama is the source of this 7682-nucleotide messenger RNA. Lineage: Eukaryota; Metazoa; Arthropoda; Insecta; Hymenoptera; Apidae. The record is from the annotation of a GenBank genome assembly.
AUGUUAUCGACUGAGAGGUGAAUUAAUCAUGUUUUCCAUUUUCCAUACACAUCAUAAUUAUAUUAGUUACAGCGUUGGAUUAUUGAACAUUAGGAAUUUAUUUUGCAUUUCCAGGAUUCUUAAUUAAUUCAUGUUUUCCUCAUUGAUGAAUAUUUUUCAUAUUUUAAAAUGUUUCCAAAUGAAAAAAGAUUGAAAAAAAGAUCGAAAUUUCUCGAUCAAAAAAAAAAAAAAAAAAAAUAUCAAAUCAACGAAUAUCUCGUCGAUACAGGAAUCGAAAUGUGAAAUAUAUAGAUGUCAACUAAAUAUUCCUUUGAAAUGAAACGAUUUAGAUGAGCAGACUGUAUGUUUCAUAUUGUACGAGAAAGUUGCCCUAGGCAAGGAUGCGCAUUAUUGGCUUGAAUUACAUUAAACAAACAUUUGAUAUAUUGUUCUAUCUCUUUUUAGCAAUGUUUUUCUUUUUUUUUUAAUACAUAUACAGAUAUGUGCGAUUUUAAUAUCAAACUUUUUCACUUUUAUUUCUUUCGCAAUCUACCAAACAAUCGAAAGCAUUUAUAAAACAGGUUUAUCGUAAAAAUUGUAUUGUAUCUAUUUAUUUGUAAUAUCAUAAGAACCUAUCGAAAUCUAUCGUGUUUAUUAGUCUUGAUUAGUUUUAUUUUUAUCAUCUAGCAUAAUUAAUGUUUUAGUUUCGUAACAAAUAUUUAUUUUCAAAAAUAUGUUUGUACAAUAAAAUUAUAAAAAUUCUUACAACAAGCUACUAUAUUAUUUCUGCCUAUCAAAUUUUAUAUACAUACAUAAAAAUGAAUAUUAAAUUAUAAAAAGAUUUUUGUAAUUUCAUUUGUUCGAAUCACUGUUAUCAAUAUGCGUAAAUAUAAAAUUUUUUGUAUUUAUUGACGAGAGUGGUGCUUCCUUCCGUCUGGCUAAUGUGGCUAAACGCAUCAAUGCUUCUUCUCCUUUGGCAAGGAACGAACGUUUUUUCAUGACAUUCUAAAAAGAGUAUGUAUAAAUGAUAAUCAGCAUUAUAUUUUUAAUUAUCAAUAAAUAAACAUGUUUUUCGAAAUCUUACACGUAUCGUACGCGAUGUUUCAUCCAAUUUUGAAGUGUUUAACAUUUCCGCAACAGUGUGAGAUAUUUUUGGUUCCGUUUUGGAAUCAUCGAGUGUUUCUGCCAAUGUAUUUUCUUUUUGCAAUUCGUUAAUUCGCCUUUUCUUUAAAAUCUUCAAGCCAAAUUUAAAUAUGUGACUAUUGUUUAGCUCGUUUUCAAUUUCAGUGUCUAUAUUUGUCUGCGAAUUAAUAAUAUAUCAAAUAAGAAGCUGAUUAAAAUAUUUCUUAAUUCGAUCGUCUUACCAAUUUUUCUGCUAAAAAUGAUUCUCUUUCAAGUCUUAUCUUGCGCCACUUUUCUUCAUCUUCGUCAUCAGAUACGUCUACCCAGCCAUCUUUAUCCUCUAAUGGUUGGACAUCAAUAUUGUCACUUUGUUUAUCUGGAAGAAGAAGAUCGAUAAUCACUGUCAUUGCUGUAAAUUAAUGCAAAAAAAGUAACGGAUUUUUGAAUACCUAUGUUUCUCCAUCUGAAUUUCCUCUCACGUGUACUUUCACUAAACAAAUCUCCCUCCUCGAAUAGCAUUUCUUGAAGCAUUCUCACUUCUCUUUUAUCUUCGUCCAACAUUUGUUUCAUAUGAAGUUUUCCCAAUUGAUUUUUAACUUUCGUCUCAUCAAUUUCUUCAUUGUCUCCAUCUUCUAAUUCCAAUUUAUCCAGAUCUUCUUCAUCUUCGUCCGCAGAUACAUCACAAUCACUUUCACUAAGCUCAGCUUCUUCCUCCAAAAAUUUUGCCGCAUAUUGUUUUAUCUCUUUCUUUGGAACAAUCACUUCGUUCUCCUCUGAGUCAUAAUCUAUAAAUUUUUCGUCAUCUUCUGCUUCGUCGUUGCUGCUUAACGCAGAACUCUUUUCAUCUUCGUCAUCGGAUAAAUUUAACUUCUUAACUCUUUUUUUUGGUCGGUUUUUAAUUUCUUUUUCAACUGAGUCUUCUUCAUCAGAAGACAAAACGCGUAACUUGUUCCAAAAUGUUGUUUCGUCUUUUGACUGUUGCCUAUCUUUCUUAUCUAUUUCAGUAUUUGAAGAGUCUUUUUCAUCAGGUAGCUGUAUGCUUUGAAGUAUUCCACUUGUGAUAUUAACUGACUCUUUAUUAUUGCUUGGUUGAGAACUAAAUGUUCCUGAACACAAUUCUAAUAACUGCGAUUCAGUUACAUUAGAUUCUUUCACAAAAUUCAAUUGCAUUUUAUCUUCUGGAAAUUUACCUGAACAGAUUUCCACAAGUUCCUCAUCCAAUACAGCACUUUGAUCAGCAAAUAACUUCUUUUGGGAUACACCUCGUUUUAUCUGAAGUGAUUCCGGAGUUUUUGUAAAUUCUCUCAAAAUAGGGUCAACAAACGAUGCCUCUUGUGUUGUUGAUGUUUUUUCUUCUUCCAACUGUACAUUUAAUGCAGUCAAUUGUGUUAUAGGAGAAAUGAAAUCAAGAUUAUUGCUUUUAGACUGUGGUGUUUGGUUCAUUUGCCAUUCUACAUGUACUUCAGAAAUUAAAGCUUCUUCAUGAGCGUUUAAGUCAUUGUUUUUUAUAUUUUUAUCAAAUAGAUCAUUUAACUUAACCUGAGAAGAAAAUGUUGACUGUUUCAUACUAUUGUUUUUUAUAUUUUUAUCAAACAGAUCAUUUAACUUAACCUGAGAAGAAAAUGUUGACUGUUCCAUACUAUUUUUAUCAUUUUCAAUAACUGAAGAUUUUGAAUCAUCGUCUAAAGGUUUUACAAUCCUUUUAAAUGUUUUACACUUUUUAAACGUAUCAUUGCUAUCACAACUACUACUCUCAUAUUCAUUUUCUGAAACGAGUUUUUCAGAUUUUUCAUCUUUUUCUUGUACUUCAUGUUCAUCUUCAUUUUCAUCUUCAUCUUCAUCUUCAUCUUCGUCUCCGUCUUCGUCUUCGUCUUGGUCUUCGAUAUCAUCGCUAUCAUUUAUUUCAUCUUCACUGACUUCGGCCUCAUCUUCUAUAAAAGCAUUUUUUUUCCUUCUCCUUUUUUCUACUUUCAAAUAUGCAUCGUCCUCUUCUAUUUCAUCUUCUUCGCUUAUCUGAGGUUCUAUAUUUGGCGAAUAUGGUUCGUUAAAAUUAUCUUCUUCAUUUAUGGAUUCGUUCCAUUCUAUUUCUUGUUCUUUCAUUUCCUGUUCUCUCUGUUUCCACUCCUCGUUGCGUUUUAUUGCCAUUCUACGUUUCAACUCUUCUUUUAAGCGCAUUAACUUUGCACCGGGUUUCUCCAAUUUAGGAUCUAUAUUUGCAAUAUAUGGUAAUCUGUAUGGUAAUGUUUCUUUAAUGAUUGAUAGUCCACCAUUUCGAGUUUCCUUUAUUUGCGUUGUUGUAACUUUAGAUACACUUUUAGUAGCUCGAUCGGAUUUAGAAUGUUUUCGUACAAAUCGAUCUAUCAAACCAUCUAUUCCUUUCUUAGUUGAUGUAAUAUCCUCUGUUAAGUCAAUAACUUGACCUGGAAUACCUCGCAAUUUAGGUUUUAAACUUUCUAUAUUCUGUACAUUUUUCUUUGUAGUAUCUAAUGAAUCCAAAUAAUCCAACGGUGGAAAAUCAAAUUCAUCAUCUUCAUCAAAUUCAUUUGUAAUUAUUCCUGAAGGUUCUUUUAUCGUUUUUGCAUUAUCGUUUAGACUUUCUAAAUUAUAUUUAUCAUUAUCAAUGCAUAUGCUUUCUUCUUUAUUCUUAUUUUGACUUGUAGCUUCUUGUAACAAAUCAUCUGAUUUUUCACCUAUGACUAUUUCUGUAUUUUUUGAUUCAACCCUAUCCAUUAUGUUGCUAGAUGCUUCACAGUGUGUUUGUAUUGUUAAUGAAUUAAUUGCACUACUUUCUGUUCCAUUAUUAAUUAUUGUCUCAUUACAUUCAAUGUCUUUAACUUCAAUUAAAGUUCCAUUUUUUUUUUCUACUACGUUUAUAUUAUUUUGUUCUUCAUUAACUCCUGCAGUAAAUAAAUUAUCAUCGAAUAACUUUCGUGAAACAUUGUCUUUUUUAACAUUUUUGAUACAUUGAAUGUUCAUAUCUUCUGUAUUACUUUCUAUAAUCUCUUCUUCUGAAUCAGAAGAUUUAUAAAAUAUUUCUGCUUCUUUCUCUUUUUUUUUCAAAAUUUCACUGUUUGAUAAAAAAAACUUUCAUUAUAUUCAAUGAUAAUAAUUCAAUGCCAAUAUCAUGAAAUUUGAAAAUUACUCACUCAACGAUACUGGAAAACUCUUUCAAUUUAGAUGCCAUUGUAGGUACUGGAAAAGAUGAAAUUACUUUUCUCCUUUUUAAAAAUUCUUGUAUUGUUCUUUGUUUUGGAUUAUGAUAUGGUAAUGAAAUUUCUGUCUCGCGUAUUAAUCGCUGAGUUUCACUUUGUAUUUGUUUCAUAGCUUCUUCUUUAGAAGCUCUUAACGAAACCUAAAGUAUAACAUUAUUUUUACUAAUUCUGAUAUAUGCUUAGACAUAUUAAAAUAAAAUUUUAUAUACAAUUUAAUCAAUGAAACUUAUUAACAACUUACUUUCCUCAGUUUUUCCUUAGAUUUAGAAUUUUUCUUCUUAUUUUUAGUCAUUUUAUUCUGUGUCUUAGAAUUUGGUUCCUCAUCUGAUUCUUCUCUUUCUUCAUCUGAUUCUUUUUUUUCCUCAUCUGAUUCUGAAUCUAUUAAAGUCUGAAGCUUGCUCCUUAUCUACAAAAUAUAUGAUCAAGCUAUUUAAUAAUUACAUGAUCAAGUUACUUAAUAAUUACAUUGUACAUUUUUUAUAAUUAUUACUCACACUGUUUGCAACCUCCAUCUCAUUUGAAAUUGUGUUUUUAGCAUCACUAGCAUGAACAAUACUGGAAGUAUCAUCUGAAUCGCUGUCAACAAGUUUCAUAAUCCUGCUCUUAUUUAAAUUCUUUAUAGAUACAUUAUCGAGCUCAGAAUUAGACAUUUCAUCUUUUUCAUCAACAAAUCUUUUUUUCUUGAACUUAGGGGUAAAUAAACUUUCUUCUUCUGAAUCACUGUCUAUUAUUCUGAAUAAUCUGUUGUGAAUAUUAUUCUUUUUAAGUUCGUCUUCUUUUUGGUUAGAUAUAUCUUUUUCUUUUAUGGUUUUAUUAAUUAAGUCAGUAUCAUUAUCAGAAUUAUUAUCAAUUUGAUUUUUAGCUUUAUCAUCAUUUUGCUCAGAUUCACAAUCUUUUUCUUUUACAGAUUCAUUUAAUGUAUCACAGGCAUUGUUCUCAGAACAAUUAGUUUCAUUUUUAUGUUCAUUAUUUUCCUGAUCAAGCUCAUUAUCUAUUUCUUUUGAAGUCUUAUUAAGUACAUUUUCCUCUUUAGUAUUAGAGUAAUUUUUCAUUUCUGAACAUUCGCUUUCCUGUCCUACAAAAUUUCCUAAUCCUUUAGCAAGUUCAGAUUCUUUAAAUCCAUGCUGUACAUCAGAUUCAUCGUUGCACACAUUACUUGAAUUGUUAUUUUCAUACAUAAUUUCUAAUUUCUCAAUAUAUUCUUAAAUCUUUGCUUUGUUAAUUUUUUACUAAUGACAAUUUUUUAUUCAGUACAUUAAAUAGCUAUCAUAAAAUUACUGAAUUAUGAUGAUUUUUAAAAAUUGUUUCUUUAAAAAUAUAAUUACUUGUUAAUUAAUUAAAAAUUAGUUUUGUUUUUUGUAAAUACAAUAUCUAAACACUAUGCCGUAGCAUAUCACAGAACACAAUUGCAUAUUAACUGGUUUUCGUUCUAUCCAUUUCAGUCAGCAAAUUUGGCGCGAAAGCGUUAAGCGCAUGACGUAUUAGUUUCAGAUGGCAGGGACAUCGUUUUUUGUUCAGGAAUUUUGCUCUUCGUAUCAAUAUUUUUUUUGUUAAUAUUGCAUAUUGUAAUCUAUUUGUCUUUUUUUUUUGCUUAAAUAAAAUCAGUCAUGUUUAGAGAAUAUUUUAUGUAAUUAAAAUUUGAGAAAAUCAUGUAUAUCUUCGAAUUCACCAUUUAUCGUCUAGGAAAUUAUUUCAAUAUCAAGUUGUUAGAGUGUUUGGGAAAAGUCUUGGGAAAGCAUUUAAAUACCUCUCAAGAUAUCGUAGGUUUAUGGUUGACUAUAGUUGGUCGAUAGAUCAAAUUGUUGACGUAUUUUUAUGAUAGUUGAUAGCUUGUGAUUACGUUACGACCACAGUUGUAGAAAACACUGUAUCUGUAGGUUGUCUAAAUUAUUUACUUUAUAUUUUUUAACAGUAACGAAACUGUUGUCUAUAUCCUUUAAGAUCUUUAUUCAUUUUCAGAUGGUUACGAUGGGCGAACCCCUCACUUUAGCGAAUGGUAAAUUUUUUCAUGCAUAGUUGUUUAAAUAAAUAUACAUGUAUAAAUUUGUAUAUUUAUUUAAAUAACAUGUAAUUAUAUAGCAGAUAAAAACUGAACACGUCAGUUUUGUCAAAUUUAAACAUUCUUGAUAAAAUUCACGUUAGAAUAUAAAAUUAUAAAAUUGACUUUAAUCAAAUUUUUCUCAUUUGCAGAUGUUAAAAGAUCUAUUGAAUUACUAGACAAAUUACAAAAAGGUAAUUGAUUAAGCAUAUCUUAGUAACAAAGAGUAAAAGAUAAGAGCACUUUAUGUCAUGUAUUCCAAGAAUUGCUUUAUUUAUGUAAGUCCUUAUAUUAUGUUAUUUCUUCAUAAUGUUUAAUGAUUUAAUUUACUUUCUCAUGUAAAUCAUGUAUGUGAUUUUAUAUAAAUAAAUGUAUAAAUAAAUUGUAUAAAUAAAUGAAUGCUCACUUUGUAGUUACAAUUUUGAUAUGUACGUAUAUGUUAAUUAUACAAACUUUUUUAGGUGGCGAAGUACCUGCAACAAAAUUAGCUGCCUUACAGAAAGUUUUGCAAAGUGAUUUUCUCAGUGCUGUCCGUGAAGUAUAUGAACAUGUAUAUGAAACUGUGGAUAUUCAAGGAUCUCAAGAUGUUCGUGCGUCAGCUACAGCAAAAGCAACAGUUGCUGCUUUUGCAGCAAGUGAGGGCCAUGCACAUCCACGAGUGGUGGAAUUACCAAAAACCGAGGAAGGCCUUGGUUUUAAUGUAAUGGGGGGUAAAGAGCAAAAUUCGCCAAUUUAUAUUUCACGAAUUAUUCCUGGUGGUGUGGCCGACCGUCAUGGCGGCUUAAAACGCGGGGAUCAACUUCUUUCGGUCAAUGGAGUGUGCGUGGAAGGAGAAAAUCACGAGAAAGCAGUUGAACUAUUGAAACAGGCACAGAAUUCUGUGAAACUAGUCGUGCGGUAUACUCCGCGUGUUUUAGAGGAAAUGGAAUUACGAUUUGACAAACAAAGGGCUGCUCGCAGGCGCCAACAUAUGCAAUAAAAGUAAAAAAAAAGUCGUUACCAUUUCAUUAAUUUCUUUCAAUGAACAAAUCACAUGCAUAUUGAUAUCAUUUAAAUAUUUACUUCAUUAUUCAUACAUUGUAAAAUUAAAUAAUGACUUUGCAACAUUUAUGAGACUUAAUUUUAAUAAUACUUUAUAAUUAAUGUAACUAUUGCAAUUUUCUGUGUUCUAAAAAGAUAUUGUGUAUGAAUGUUAUAUAGUUUUAAGAAAUAAACAUGAAAAAAUUUGUUCUUUCAUUUAUUUGUUACGAAGUAUUUUUAAUAACAGUUAUAUACUUUUUACAUGUGAAAUAUUCAUUUUUUGUAAUUUUGAAAAUUUGAAAGAAAUCGAG